This is a messenger RNA of Fusarium fujikuroi IMI 58289, 1857 nucleotides long. RefSeq names its product related to heterokaryon incompatibility protein (het-6OR allele). The coding region runs from base 1 to 1857 and encodes 618 amino acids. The record is from RefSeq and is a predicted model, not a curated record. NCBI's taxonomy places the organism in Eukaryota, Fungi, Ascomycota, Sordariomycetes, Hypocreales, Nectriaceae. The transcript is spliced from 2 exons.
AUGGAUCAAGAUCUAAAGGCAUACACGCAUCAGCCCUUGGCAUCGCAUGAUUCGAUCCGUAUUUUGUACCUCCAGCCGGGAUCUGGCGAUAGCUUAAUCCGCUGUACCUUGAAGGAAGUGCUGCUGGGUGAGGCAAAAGGUAAAUAUGAGGCAGUUUCUUAUGUUUGGGGCCGUUCGGACAUCACAUCUACGAUUAUUUGCAAUGGUGCUGCACUUCCGGUAACGACCAAUCUCGAGCUGGGACUCCGAACGUUCCGGUUGGAAGACAGAUCCAGAUAUCUCUGGGCUGAUGCAGUAUGUAUCAACCAAAAGGAUGAGGGGGAGAAAAGCCAGCAAGUUCGAAAAAUGGACAAGAUCUUUCGCGAAGCAGAUCAUGUUCUGUGUUGGCUUGGUAGAGAUGACAAUAACGUGGCCGAAGACUGCUUCCGUUUUAUUCGCCAUACCAGAAUAGCGAUGGAACGGGAGUUUCAGCCAGAAUGGACCAUGGAUAAUCUGAUAAGUGACACAAAGCUAGUUGGAGUAUCAAAGACUGCCAGAGAAUGGGAUUUUGUUGCUCAACUCUUCGAGAUCUCUUGGUUCCAACGUGUCUGGAUUGUACAAGAAGCAGCACUUGCAAGAGCAUGCUAUCUGUGCUGGGGCAUUCACCAAGUCCAUUUCUACGAAGCGCUAAGCAUUGCUAGCUGGUUGGCGUAUUCCAUCCACGCACCGUCUCUGAGGAAGGGGGCCAGAGUUGGAAAACUCAUCAGUGAUGUUUUCAUAGACAUCAUGCAUACGUUCGAUAACCGACCAACCUGGAGAGACAUGAUUUUGUUUGACAAGAUCCUGGAAGAUCUUCAUCCAGCUAAGAAACAGUUGUAUGUGGACCUUUUGUUCUGUGCAAGGUCGCUCCGCGUUACGGACCAACGAGACGUGAUUUACUCUUCCCUUGGAAGUCCCCUGGCUCAUUCCGUCAACGGGGAGGUGAUGGUCGCGCCGAAUUACACUGAGCCAUGGAAGCAACAGCAGAUCAGGGCGGCAAAGGCUCUUCUGAGAAAUCCACGAGAAGGACCCCACGUCCUUUCAAUGAUAGUCCAUGACUCCAUGGCGGAGCUUCUAGACGACGGGAUUCCAUCUUGGGUACCUCGGUGGAACACUUUUGACCAGAAGAGCACUUGCCCAGUGCCUCUCAUUUCGACAUAUGAAUAUCGCCAAAAGCCUUUUCGAGCGAGUCUUGGAAGUCCCCUCUUCAACACGACCUUUCCAUCACCAGAUACUCUUUCCAUAACGGGGUGGAAAUAUGAUACCAUCGCCUGGGUAUCCUCGAAGCUUGAAUUUGUCGAUCUGGAAGAAGAUCUCGAGGAGUGGAAGCCUUACCUGAGAGAAAAGAAUACCCUUCCCAUUGAAUCAGUCUGGCUCCAGCUUCUCGAAAAGACUUCGAUACCCCCGGAAGAGUUGAUUGGACAAUUCAGCUUGACCCUUGCACGUGGACGUCCAGCUUCUGACGAUCAUGUUGAUGAUCUGUUGUUGUACUGCGAGAGACUUCGAACCAAGGCGGGAACAGAGACAACCUCUCCUUUCCCUCCAAAGGUCUCUACCUCGGAGGUUCUGUCAAUCGCUGAGCGCUCACUCCCGCGGUCGAGGGAUCGGCGCCUCGCGAUGACAACUCAAGGAAGAAUGGCAUUGGUUCCCUUGAUCGCUGAGGCCAACGAUGUUUGUUGUAUCGUCCAAGGCAUGGAUGUCCCUAUGGUGUUUCGUAAAGCUACAAACGGUACAUACAAGUGUCUUGGAGAGACCUACUGCUCUGGAGUGAUGGAAGGAGAACUAUUGGGUCCCGAGUGUACUAACGAACCUGAGUGGACGGAGCUCCAUAUUCGUUGA